Messenger RNA from Talpa occidentalis (Iberian mole), 12526 nucleotides. RefSeq names its product elaC ribonuclease Z 1 (gene ELAC1). The record is from RefSeq and is a predicted model, not a curated record. Gene Ontology annotation, molecular function: 3'-tRNA processing endoribonuclease activity. The transcript is spliced from 4 exons. Lineage: Eukaryota; Metazoa; Chordata; Mammalia; Eulipotyphla; Talpidae. Gene Ontology annotation, cellular component: nucleus. The coding region runs from base 114 to 1295 and encodes 393 amino acids.
UGCAGGCCCCGGGCUUGCCAGGGAGUUGGGGUGCCCGGCCAGGACCGAGAACCGCCGGCCCGGGGUGUCAGUGAUGCGCUGCGAUCCUGUGCUGUGCUGUGUUCUCCACCGAAAUGUGCACUUUGACCAGGGCGGAGCACAGCCCAAGGAAAGCCAGCAGAGGUCUUUGCCCAAGAAGAGGGACGACCGAAUCUGGGUGGAAGAUGUCAAUGGAUGUGACAUUUCUGGGGACUGGCGCAGCAUACCCAUCCCCAACCCGGGGGGCCUCUGCUCUGGUCCUUCGGUGUGAGGGCGAGUGCUGGCUCUUUGACUGUGGAGAGGGGACUCAGACACAGCUUAUGAAAAGCCAACUUAAAGCAGGGAGAAUUACCAAGAUCUUCAUCACACAUCUUCAUGGAGACCAUUUCUUUGGCCUCCCUGGCCUCCUCUGCACAAUUAGCCUGCAGAGUGGCUCCACGGUCACCAAACAGCCUAUCGAAAUCUUUGGCCCUGCAGGGCUUCGGGACUUUAUCUGGCGAACCAUGGAACUCUCUCACACAGAGCUGGUCUUCCCUUACGUGGUCCACGAGCUGGUGCCCACAGCAGAUCAGUGUCCUCCAGAAGAACUGAAAGAAUGCGCACAUGUGAAUAGAGCGGACAGCUCUCCCAAAGAGGGACAAGGAAGAACCAUCCUAUUAGACUCAGAAGAAAACUCCUACCUUCUGGUUGAUGAUGAACAGUUCAUUGUAAAAGCAUUUCGCCUCUUUCACCGGAUUCCCUCCUUUGGGUUUUCAGUCGUCGAAAAGAAACGCCCAGGCAAACUCAAUGCACAGAAACUGAAAGACCUUGGUGUUCCGCCAGGUCCUGCCUAUGGGAAGCUGAAAAAUGGAAUUUCUGUUGUUCUGGAAAAUGGAGUUACAAUUUCUCCCCAAGAUGUCUUAAAAAAGCCUAUUGUUGGAAGGAAAAUCUGCAUUUUGGGGGACUGUUCCGGGAUCGUGGGUGAUGGAGGAAUGAAGCUGUGCUCUGAAGCAGACCUGUUGAUCCAUGAAGCGACCUUGGAUGACACCCAGAUGGACAAAGCCAAGGAGCACGGCCACAGCACACCACAGAUGGCUGCAGCGUUUGCAAAGUUGUGCCAAGCAAAGAGGCUGGUUCUGACUCACUUCAGUCAGAGGUACAAACCAAUUGCCUUGGCCAAAGAAGGAGAAACAGAUGGGACUGUAGAACUGAAAAGGCAAGCUGAAUCGGUGUUAGAUCUGCAGGAAGUAACUCUAGCAGAAGAUUUUAUGGUGAUUGGCAUCCCAAUCAAGAAAUGAAACCAGAAUUCCUGACUGUGUACUGAUCUAUCGGUGAAUAUGUUUCUGAACCAACAGUCCAGUUUGUUGUUAUUUUGGAUCUAAAAUUAUUGGGGCCUAAUAAUCCUAAAUCGGAUGGAGCUGCACUGUUGAAGUGGCUCAUUAGUGAGAGGGAGCAAGCUUUUUGAUAAUAAAUCAUAUUUUAAAAAACCCAGCAUCCUUCUUAAAAUUCAAAUUUGACAAAAUGAUAGCUUAUUCAGGUAUACUUCUUGAUUUGUGGCUGCUGCUUCAGAUAUAAGCCAAAGCCAAUACCCGAUGAGAUUCUGGACUUAGCUUCUGCCCGGUAUUGUUGCUGUUCUUGGCAAAGUACACAGGGCUUGGCCCUCUUGGCUAAAAGUGGUAUUUUGGCAGUUUGUGUUAAAUCUGUUCAUGUUAUUAACAGGAUGGGGAGAAAUGUAAUGAGACAUCAGACAUGCAGGAUUGAAACUGGCAUGUUAAAUCUUGAAUUUUUGCUGGAAUAUUGAAUGCAAGGUUGAGCUAGGUAUUUUAUCUUUUAAUAUUUUAUUGAACUUUAUUGUUUACUUUAAAUCUGUCACUAUCAGCUGCUGCCACUCCCCUAGAGUAAGUUUUGGAAUUGUGGGUAUGUUUUCUUGUCACAGUGAUGGGGGUUGGGAGCAUGCUGGUCUUUAGUCAGCAGGGGCCAGGAAUGCUAGAUCCUACAAGGUCUGGGUCCUUCCUGUAAAAUGAAGAGUUGUCUCAUCCCAAGGUGCACAGUCCAGGUCUGUUGAGAAACACAGCAAGUUAAAAGUUAAUUGCCCAAUGUGAGUUUACUUUUAUAAAAAUUAGUGACAUAAUGAGUUCAACUACUAGAUAAGUCAAAUUCCACAAAUCCUAAAGAACUAGUUAAGUGAAUAUAUUGGAAUUGGAAUGUCAUAUCAAGUAUGUUAUUUGACAGAAAUGACCCAUGAGCUGGAGCUUGUGAAUCUACAGGCGUAAAGAAAUACCUGUUAAACUGAGCUCUAGUUUACAUGUCCCUAUUAAUAAUUCUUUGAGUACACUUAUUAAAUGUUCCUUCUCAAAUACCUGUUCCUUCUCAGCUGCCUUUCACUUCCAUUCUGUCUGCCAUGGGGUAUCUCUGACUCAUUUGCCCCAUGAUAUUCCUCAAAAUGCAUUGCAUGGAACUAGUUCAAGUUCUGAUUCCUUCCAAAGGGUUUCCUAAUCAAGGCAAUUUGGGAACCCCUGAAUACUGUGUGUUCCUCUGGGAACAUUCUAGUGCCGUCAACACUAUAAACAGUGCUGAUUGAAUGGUCAUAACUCAGCUCUUGGUGCCAGAAAGACCUUUCAGAGCCCUAUUCUGUACUUUAUGAUGGUACCUGUGUGGUCGGGAACAGAUUACUUACUCUCUCUGAGCUUCAGCUUGCUCAUCUCUAAAAUGGACUGUUGUGAAGAUGAGAUGAGACAAUACCUGCAAGGAGCAAGUUCAUUGCUUAAAGGCAUUGAGAAGCCCUACAGCACAGAGACCUUUGACUCCCUUUCUUGGUCCUAUUUAUUAAUAUCUGAAGAACUUAUAGAGUUUUAUAGGACACAUAUUUAGAAACAUCGUUAUGGUGUAUACUAUUAAAUUCCUUUGGAUUCUGAGACUUUUCUGGUAAAUAAUUUUAAUACCUAGAUGAUUCUAGAGUCUAGCGGUGGUCAAGAUGGCUCCUGUCACUCAAGAUAUCAGUUGUUCUGAAGCCGUUCUAGAAUGGUCUGAUGCUGCCUGCUGUGUUCUAGGAUCUUGGUCCCCAAAGUACCAAAGUUUAACCAGACCUAGCGUAUGUAUUUUGAUUUCAAUUCAAUCAGACAAUGAUUAAAUAUCUAUUUUAUGCCCAAACUGUAUAAGAGACUGGUAAGUAUUAGUACUUAUGCAUGUUAAGGAUAAAGACUUCAUCUUAAUAACAUCUACAUUUUUGGAAAUGCCCCCAUAGUAAGUGCUCAGAAUGUUAAUCGAACAAAAUGAGCCUUUGAUAUUGUGAAACUUUAGGACCUAAAGUUUAAGAUCUAAAAAAUUUAAACUACCUAGUUGGUGGUGCUCCAUUCACUGAGUGCCAACUAAAGUGCCAUCCUUUAUUGUGUUGGGAUAUGUAAAUAAAUAUAAGACAAAAUUCCAGGCACAAGCACAGUCUGAGUGGUAGAGACCAAUAAGUAAAUACACAGUUGCUUUGAAUGUUACUUUAAUUGUAUAGCAUGGUACAAAGUUUUCCUUUCCCUGAGCAUUGCUGGUAGCUGCCUUGAGCUGUGCCCUUAGAUUCAGGCUCUAUUAAUAUAUGUGGACUAAGCCCUCAGAGACGAUGGGAAUGUGGGAACAAAUUGAUACGUUGGAUCAAGUGUGCUGUAUCGGUCCUUGGUGACAUUCUUUCUUGGACUCGCUUCUGACCUAGAAUUUGUUCUUAAUGGCAGGACACUCUAAGAAUUUGUAGAGCUAAAAUUAAGAAUGAAGCUUAUGUUGGACUUCCCAGAGCUUAUAAUCUGCUCGUGGUUGUAUGAAUCAGAGGAGAUUAGAAUAUGUGUUACUUGAUUACUGAAUUCUCUUUUUGCCAAGGAAUAUCUUGGAACACUAAGAAAUGAUAUUCCUUAGCACAUCUCAAAAUGAUUGUAUUUUUUACCGGCACAAGUUAUUAAGGUAAUGAAUUCCAUAGCUGCACUUGUUACCUAGUAUCUUCUUUGUCCUAAACUGAUUCAUUUGUCAGGCAUCCAAAGAUACCUACUUAUUUUAAAUAAAAUAUUAGGACUUUCCACUUCUCAAAAAGAUGUUUAGACUUGCUCAAAUAGACCCUAAAUCAUCCUCUGUUUUCUAAUAUUUAUGCUUUAGUAAUAUACUUUCAAAUGAAAUUUUAAUCAUAAAAUUAGUGUGUGCUUCUUAGAGAAUUUUCUUUAAAGAUUCAAGACAAUUAGAGCUACUGAUCCAGUGGCCCUCUAUUUUGACGUGUGAGUCAAUAAUGCUCAAGGUAGUGCGUAAGUGGACAAGAGUGCUUAUGGAGACAGAUGUCCAGGCUCUGCUUCCAAGGACUCUGAGUCUGUCUCCAGUGGAACCCAAGGAUUUGCAUCUUAACACGUUAUCAAGGCUAUUCAGAAGUAUGAGUGCUGGAUCACGCUGGGAGUUCGUUCAUGUACCUAAAACAAUGGGAUGUGUAUAGAUAUUUUAUAUAUGUUUAAACAUGUCUAAUGUCAGUGUAUAUUGUACUCAAGCAGACAUGCCUAUUUUUACAUAGAGGUUAACCUCCUCAACUGUUUUUCUCAUUCAUUUUUCCAUGGCAUUAAAUGUUCUUCAUGUAUUUUAAUGAUCUUCUUAUUACUUCAUUCUAGGAGGUGAUAAUAUUUAACCAUUUUCCUACUUUCAGGGGCAUUUUCAAUUAUUGUGAAUAAUACUAUGAUGAAUAAUCAUGGAUGUUAAACUUUGUAUUUGAGUCUAUUUCCUUAGGAUUGAUUUAUCUGAAAGUCAAAUAUCUGAUUUUUUUUUUUUUUACACUUGACUGGAAUUGCCCAUGUGUUUUCUAGCUCACACUCUGCAGCAGGAGGUAGGCCCCUUCUGCUGCCCCAUCCAGCCAAAGACCUUUCUAACACUUUACUUUCAAGGCACUUCUUUUGCAAAGAUUAUUUUUGCCUCCUACUGCAAAUAAUUCUAUUGUGUCUUUUAAUUUGCAUAGAUAAUUAAACUGUGAUUUCCCUGAAUACUCCCAGACCAGCUUUAAAACCUGGCAGUUUUUUUCUUUUAAUGGGGUAAAAAUCCGUACUGUUUCAAGUAUGCUCAUGACAGAUAUGCAGUGAAGGUUCUUUUGUCUUCACAAAGGCAUGAAUUUAUAGUGAAAUGUACUGGUUCUGUCCUUAUUGAUUGAUGGAUUUUUCGGGUACUGAAUGAGUCAGAGCAUUUUUUUAUAUAUAUAUGGGAAGGAUAAAGAAGAAACGCUGGCAGUUCUUUGAAUGUUCACUCUUUGUAGGAUAAGAAUAAAGUUUAAGGGGGUGGGGUGGGAUGUGAGGCAAAAAUCAAGAAAUACCUGCUUUCCAAAGUAGAAAGUAAUAUUUAAAACUGAAAAAUAAUAGUGCUUUAGGCAUAUUGUGUUUGAAAAAAAAGUGGAAGCCGUAGGGAGUGAACACCAGGGAGAGUUACCAGUGGAGGAGGGGACCCUAGUGGAAGGGGCGAAGAGAAAGGAGAGGGAUGGCCGGGGGAUUCUGCUUGGAACCCUCAUCUGCUGGACAUAUUUGAUAUUUUUAACGGUGUGUUUUUCUUCUUAGUUAAAAACUGAAAGCAGGUGAGCACCUGUUCUGGACCAUCCUGUCCAUUGCUGUCUACACGUGGGCACUCCAGGCAGAUGACAAUUCCUCUCAUGGCUUCUUAACUUUCCCCACUGUUCUCCAUACAGCAAGGUGAUUUUUUACAAAAUGCACAUUUUUUUCAAAAUGCACUACUUGAACAUUUUUUUUCAAGAUUUAUUCAUUUAUUUAUAAAGAACUGGGGUACGGGCCAGAUGCGCGGGAGGGUGAGAGCAUUCACCAGAGACAGAGUGGGGAACAGAACAGGCAGACUGACAAAUUACACUGCUGAGGGGAGCAGCGGGCGAGACAGGAGAGGUCUGUCGUGCCAUGUGGGACCCUCGCUGCCUGGCCGGGAUCAAGGGGGCACUGCAGAGGCCGCAGACAGCUUCACAGCGCUGUGCUCAACCGCCUGCGCCACCAGGGGAGGCCCUACUUGAACAUUUUUAAUGACCAUGCCUAACCCACCUUUCCAACCUAAUCUUACUCCACAAUGCCACUCAUUUUGGGGACCCAGCCACAUGGGCCUUCUUUUCAUCCUUUGUCAGGUUUCCAUUGCAGCAGCCAUUGCUCCCUUGGCCUGGAAUGUGCUUUCUCCUUUCCCCUGCUGAGCCAGAUCACAACUCUGGAGUUACAUCCUCAUGAUGCCUUCCUAAAUAUUCCCACUAGGUCACUCCUGUGCUUGUUACUUCAUGUUUUCACUUGCUUGUGUGAGCGUGUGAUCGUUGCUUCUCAUUUCUUCUAACACUGUAAGCUGCAUAAGAGCAGAGCUGGGCCUGCUUUUAUUUCCCUUUGUACCUGGCUCCUAGCUCAGUGCCUGAAACAUACCAGACACUUGAUAAAUAGUGGUGACUGGCUUAAUUUUCCUUGCCAUCUUGCUAUUAUGCUAAGAUCCCUUCUUCUUCUAAGGAUUGUUCUGAUUAAUAUUAUAAACAAACAAAAAUCCCCACCCUUGAUUAUAAACUAAAACUAAGGGAGGAAAAAGAAAACGGUUGCCUGUGAAUUUAAUGAGGCAAAUUCUUAGACAUGCAGACAGAUACCCAGAGUCAGGUAAAGGACAGGGAAAAGGGUUUCUCUGCCUAAGAAAUCAGGACAUUGGCUUUUGUUAAGGUCAGAACAAACUUAAUAAAAAAUAAGGGGAGAAGGCCAAGCCCAUGCAGGAGUCUGGAGUCCCAUGCAAGGUGGGGAAAUAGUGGGAAAAUCUUAAGAACACCAAUAGUGGAUAUUUUUUAUUGUUGCUUUAUUGCUUGGAAAUAAAUCCCCCCAAUGCCCCCAGACUUUCUUUGAAGUAUGCUAGACACAGAGGAUUUGGGGAUCCCUCCUCUAACCUGCAUACCACCAAAUGAGACCAAGUUCCAAGAGAACAAAUUCUGUGACAGGGUUGUCCUAGAUAGAAAGAGGGCAGGAAGGCGGAAAAGUGAGACAACCUGAGACUAAUACAGUUGACAAGAGCUGGAAUCAGAGGUGACAAGGAAUUUUCAGAAAGUUGUAAAUAGAGCAUUGACCUUUACAUUAUUCGCUGAGUGGAGAGGUAGGAGAAGGGUGAAGCUACUUCAUGUAUAUCUUAAAGGACGUGGUAACUCUAGUUGACAUCUGGACACAGGUAUUUCUGCAUCCUCAGCAGACAUAGACGAAGGUUUAAAAAGCUGUCAUAUGCAGAAUAAUAAGGAAGUUGAGGAGAGUGCCUAAGUUUAUCCAAAGUAAAAAAUAUUUCCACUCCUAAAUAAAGGUGGCAGAGAAACACUGUUGCUCAGAUGUCAGCAUGCUAAUUAUAUACUCAGCAGACAUGGCAGGUACAAAGAUCAAAUUCACCCACGAAAAAGAAGUAAAAGGGGAAAGGCGAGGGAUCAAGUUUCCCAGCUGUAUAAAUCCCACUGUAACUGCCAGAAACUGUUCAGGCAGCCUCUGGGAGAAUUAAGCAACAUUUAGUUCACUGUCACCAAGGGAAGCCAAGGUUAUUUUGUCUAGGUUAUUCUCUACAUUGCUGUGGCUGCCAAUGAUCACAGGCUUAUCCCAAUGAGACCAUAUCUCUCUCAAACAUCCUGGACUGGAGCUGACCUUGUAGAAGUACCCAUGUCUGAGUCAGCACCUCAGAUGCUGAUCCUAACUUGCUUACAGAGGGCUUUGCCAUUGAAUACAUCUUCACAUAGUUAGUAGAUACUGCAACGUGAUUGAUUUCCUCCUCCACAUGCCUAUCUAAGAGGCCUACUUACCGCAGUACUCUUCAAACUAGGGUAUUUGUGCCACCAGGAAUAUGCCAUGACUUUUCUAACAGUAAAUAGGCAUACUUUCAUAUAACAUAUCCUUUUAUAUAAAAUAUUUCCUAAAAUUGAUUUUCUAGACAACUAGUUUAGGCAAUGUGUCUGUACAAUGCUCCAGGGUGAAAUUUUGGGGGAACCAAAGUAAGGGAUAGUUGAAAUAUUGCUGGGGAUUGAAAUAUUUGGUAACAUUGUUUUACAAGUUAGGUAGUUUCCAAUUUGUUACUUUGAAAAAAAUUAAAUCCAGAAUCUAAUCUGUGCAAUGACAGGUUUUUAGAAGUUUUGAGAUAUAACUCACAUACCAUAAAAUUCAAUUUGGUUUUGGUCUUUUUUUACAUUUGUUUGAACUUUGCCCUAUUCUUAGUCAAGAAGGAGAGGUUCAGGACAUGGGAAUAAACUGCUUACAGUGAGAAGUCAUAGAGGACUAUACCCCAAAACUCUUUUUUUGGAACCAGAAAGAGCUUAUCUUUGGCCACCUUCACACGGACACUCACUGCAUCUAGGUACACAGCCACUCCUUCAUUCAGCUAGAGAGGUGGUUCCCAGCCACAGGACCCAGAUUCCAUUAGAUUUCACUUUAUGGGUAAUGAAGGUCUGAUCUUCCCUGAAUAGUUCAGAUGUGAGGGGAAGUUUUGACUGAGCCAUUAGGUGAGAAAGACAUAGGCAUUGAUAGUAGUUUGAAUUCUAUCCCUCUUGGGUCUUCUAGGCAGAUCUCAGAGAGAUAUAAUUCUCCAAAAUGUAAUAAAGUAUCCUGCAGGUAAAGGUUUACAAUAAAGUGACCCAACAUGCAAAAAAUAAAAAUUCAUUUGUCUUCAUAUAUUCACAGAGCUGUGUGACCAUCACUGCUGUCAAUUUUAGAACAUUUUCAUUAUCUCCAUAACCCUUUGGCAAUCAUGCCCACUUUCUUCCCAAAUUCCCUAAUCCUAAAUUGUAAUCUACCACUCAUUUACUCUCUAACCACUAAUCUACUUUCUGAUUGUAUAGAUUUACCUAUUCUAGAUAUUUUAGAUAAACUGAAUUGCACAAUAUGUGGUCCUUUGGGACUGCCUCCUUUCAUUUUGCAUAGUAUUUUGAGAUCUAUCCAUGUUAUAACUUAUAUCAGUACUUCAUCCCUUUGUAUGGCAAAAUAGUAUUCCCAUGUGUGGACACCACAUUUGUUGCCAUUCAACAGUUGGCCCAAAGAUAUAUUAAAAAUAGGUUUUAUGAUAGACCUAUAAUAGCAAUGAAAAGGAGAUCUCCCUACAGAUCUCACAAAUAUUAAAAAGUUAAAGAAGAUAUUAUAAAUAACUUUAAUUUUGAAUAAAAUUACUAAAUUCCCUUCCUUUAGAAAACAUCAUUUUCCAGAAUGGACAUGAGAAGAAGUACUGGACUGUUCAGACUUCCUAUUUAUUAAAGAAGUUGAGUUUGUGAUUAAAAGCCUUCUUAUAAAAAUAUCUUCAAGCCCACAUGGUUUUGCUAGUGAUUCAUUCUAAACAAUUAAGGAAUACACUUUCCUUUCACAAAUACUUCCAAAAAAAACAAUUAAAAAAAAAAAGAGGGAACACUUCCCAACCUUAUGAGGUCAGCAUAACCUUGAUGCCAAAACUUAAGUACAUUAAAAGAAAGGAAAAUUACAGGCAAAUCCCUCUCCUAAAAACCCUAAAGAGAAUAAUUGGCUAAUUGAAUUCAGUGACAUAUAAAAAGAAUAAGACAUCUUGAUAGGGGGAGUUUGCUCUAGGAAUGGAAGGCUUGUUUAAUAUUUGAAAAUCAAUAUUACCACAUUAACAAAAUAAAUGGGAGAAAAGUGUAAGAUGAUCUCUAUAGAUACAAACUUUUUUUUGAUAACAUUUAAUACUCAUUUUGUGACAAGAACUCUUAGCAUACUAAGAGUAGGAUGGAAAGCCCUUAAAUAAUAUCUGCAAAAAAAUACAGUAUUACCCUUAGUAAUAAAAUAUUGAAAGCUUUCCCCCUUGGAUGAGAAACAGGCAAAGAUGCUCACUUCAUACCAUUUCUAUACAUUACUGCUUUGAAGGUCUUGGCCACAACAAGGCAAGAAAAAUGAAUGAAAUGUUUAAAAAUUGGAAGGAAGAAAUAAAACUGUCACUGCUAGCAGAUAUGAUAAUGUACAUAGGAAAUCCAAAAGAAUAAGCAGAAAAACCUGUUAGAUUACUAAGUAAAUUAGGAAGACACUGAUAUUAAUCAAUAUAAAGAAAAUUUGCUUCUAUAUUCUAACAACAGACUAAAAUUUUUUAAAUAACAAUUUACGGGAUCAUCAGAAAACUAGGAAUUAAUUUAAUGAAAGGUGUGCAAAACCUCUCCGCUGAAAACCACAAACCAUUAUUGAGAUAUGGUAAAGAAGACUCAAGGAUACAGAAAAGUUACAUUUCAUGUUAAUGAAUUGAAGAUUCACUACAGCAAUUUAUCUGUGGUUUCAAAGCAAUGCUAAUUGAAAACUCUGAAGGUUUAUGUAGAUACAAGGAAAUUGAGAAGCUAUUUUAAAGUUUAUGCAGUCAUGCAAAGGACCAAGAAUCACCAGGAGAGCCUUAAAACAGAGCAAACUAGAAGAUUUACACUACUAGAUAUCAACACUAAUAGGAAAACUGCAAUCAUUAAACUACCAUAUGAUAUUGUUGCAAGGAGGGCAAAUAAAUAGAGUAGAACAGUCUGGGAAGAAGCCCACACACAUAUAUAACUUUAUUUAUGACAAAUGUGAAAUUCCUAUGCAAUGGGAAAAGGACAGUCUUUUCAAUAAAUGGAGGGCCAAACAGACAUCCAUAAUGAAAAAUAAUUAUUUUGGUUCCUAUCUUAAAAAAUACACAAAAAUAAAUUUCAGAUGGAUUUUAUAUGUAAAUGUGAAGAUAACAUAGAAUAGCUCCUUAACUUGGGGUAGGCAAAGAUUUCUUAUACAGAAUAAACAGACAAGCUAUAAGGGAAAGACUGUUAAAUUAUGUAUUGAAAUUAGGAACUUUUUUACAUAAAAGAUAGUGCCAAGUGUAAAAAGGCAAACCACAGAGUGGUAGAAUGUCUAUGUAAUACCUGUAGCUGAUAAAGGGUUUGGAUCCAGAAUUUAACAGUAGCUAUCUAUUGCUAUUUAAAAAAUUGCCCCCAAACAUUAUGAUUUAUGAUCUCAGUCUUGGUAGGUAAGGGUUCUGGAUACACCUUAGCUAGGUACUUCUGAUUCUCAUAAGGUUGAAGUCAGGAUGCCAGCUAGGGUUGUGGAUUCAUCUGAUGUUUCAACUGAGGGGUCUAUGUCAAGUUUUCGUAUUGUUGCCAGACUUUGGACCCUUGCCACAGAGACCUCUGUCCUGGGCUGCCUCAAUGACAUGGCAGCUGGUUUAUGACAGAGCAAGCAAAUUGUGAGAAAGUGAGCACCCAAAACAGGAGUCAGUCUUUCUGUAUCUUACCCUUGAAGGUGACAUCCCAUUGAUUUUUCUACUUUCUAUUCAAAGCAAAUCAAUAAAUCCAGCUCAUAAUCAAGGGAAAGAGGUUAUACAAGGAAUAAAUACCGGGAGGCAGGGGUCCUUGGGGAUCCUAUUCUCUUUAUCCUGCUUUACUUCUCUCCCAAAAUGUGUAUCCCUUGCUGACUUAGUAUACAUUUACAUUCAUUUGUUGAUUCUCUGUGCCCCUCUUUGAGAAUGGAAAAUUCAGGAGAACGGGGACUUUGUUUUGUUUCCGAUAGGUGUCCCCAGCGUCUGGGCCAGUGCCUGGACCCUAUUACACUCACAAAAUAGUUGUAGAAUGAAUAUCAGUGGAAUUUUGGAGAAAUCUUGUCAUUUUUCAACAUGGGUCAAUUUACUUGACACCUCCAAUCAGUAUCCUCAAUCACCAUUACUUAGGACCUUGUGGAUGUGUGGUGGCUAUUGUUUUUGACUACCUGGCAUGCUUAUGCAUCAUCCCCUCUCUCACUCCCACAUUUAGCUUCUGCUCAGAGGCUCACUUCCCAGACUCCAGGUACAAGCACACAUUAAGCUUGGCCAGUGCAAGUGCUCCAGUGACUGGAUAGAGUGAGCCCGUGACCUAAACUCUGCCAAUUCAUGCUUCCCUCAUGAUCAUUCUCACUGGAGAUGGCGAGGAGGCAGUGCCUGGACUGUUGUGUGACAUAGGUCAGCCUGAAGGCUGUGAAUUUAGGGUGCUAGGGCAGAGGAAGAGAUGGGUUGAAAGAAAGGGAGUACCAGCGUGAUAGAGCCUCAGAUCCAGCCUCCAGAGUUCUGCUGCUUCUAUAGCUCUUGUUCUUCCUCUUCCUCCAACCCAGGGCUCCUCCAGCAUCCUUCCGACUCAUCUCUUUCUGCUGUAACAAAUGCCAGUUGGGCUUCUGUCACUUGCAAUUAAAUCUCCUCGCAGACACUGGCUGGUUGCUGAGGAUGCAAAGAUGAUUUGGACACUAUCCUUGAUUUUAAGGAGCUUAUAGUCUGCAGGAAAAGACAAAGAGGAAAAAAUACUUGCAAGGCAGUAAUGAACUAAUGUAAUGGGCCUGGGACUGGUCAGAAUUCAAGGUUCUGAUAUAUCAUUCACAGUAUUAGUGAGUUUCUUUAAGUUCUUCUGAGGAUUUUAUAGUCACAGUACCCAAAAUAACAUUGCCCUUGAUAAAAUCAAUAAACACGAACUGUGCACCUACUAUGUGCAGGCCUUAGUGUUCAACACUACAAUACAGACCUAUAGAGCAUUCUCAGAGGGGUAGAUUUACUUAAAAAAUAAUAAAUAUAUGGCACAUAUGAAAUGAAGUCA